Podospora pseudocomata is the source of this 1746-nucleotide messenger RNA. RefSeq names its product diacylglycerol O-acyltransferase 1 (gene DGA1). Lineage: Eukaryota; Fungi; Ascomycota; Sordariomycetes; Sordariales; Podosporaceae. Bases 76 to 1746 code for a protein of 556 amino acids. Gene Ontology annotation, molecular function: diacylglycerol O-acyltransferase activity. Gene Ontology annotation, biological process: triglyceride biosynthetic process. Gene Ontology annotation, cellular component: endoplasmic reticulum membrane. The transcript has 2 exons. The record is from RefSeq and is a predicted model, not a curated record.
UGAGCAGUGAAUUUAUUCUCUUUUUGUUUCGUUCAUUUUUUGGCUACUGUUGUUGUUGUUGUUGUAUAAUUCAUCAUGGACCGCGAGAGCGGUUCUACGGGGACGCCCCCUGUUAUCACGAAGAAGAAGGGGAAGAAAACGGCAACGAAGAAUAAGGGUGUUGACGCGAAUGUAGGGACUUCUAACUUGAAGGGGACGAUUACGGCGGACGAGCUUGCUGCUGCGAGUUCGAGUGUUGUGAAGGAGGUGGUGGUGGUGCCGAGCACGCCAAAGAAGAGCAAGGGGUCGAAGGGGAAGAAGGGUAGUGCUAGCUUGGACAGUCACAUCGAGUCAUCUUCUUCCAAGACACCACAGCAAGAACAACAACCCAAGAAAGCGGCCGUGAUAGGCUCGAAUAUGGCAUUGGCCGAGUCGACGGGGGAUUUCUUCGAAAAGGCAGCGGAUGAGCUUCCUGUCAAGACAAUGGCAACGUCAAGUUCCAAGGGUGUGCAAGUCAAUGGUGUGAAUGGCGUCCGUGGCGGCCUGGAUGACGAAAAGGAAAGACCAAGCGAAAAAGAAAAUAGGCUUGUCAACGGUGAACGGAGUGGGACAGCUACUCUCACCCAACGGAAGCAGCAGAAGAGUUCCGCUUUCAAAGCCAAAGACAACGACUACCCACCGCUUUACGAUGACGACGAACGGGAGGACCGCCGACUGGACCGAAUUCAGGCCUAUCGAGCUGCCGGGAUCCGGUUCGCGCCGUGGAAUAUUCCUUAUCGACGCCGGAUGCAGACCGUAGCGGUUAUCAUCCACUGCCUUAGCAUCGCGUCGACGGUGUCGUUUUUCUUUUUCCUGUGCGCCAUCCCGAUAUUUUGGCCGCUGAUUAUCCCUUACCUGCUGCACAUGUCGCUGUCCAAAAACGCCACCGACGGGAGGUUGCGGAUGCGUUCUGAGCGCUGGCGAAGGCUGCCGGUUUGGAAGCUGUUUGGGGAAUACUUCCCUGCCAAGUUGCACAAGACACACGACUUGCCCCCGACGAGGAAGUACAUUUUUGGGUAUCACCCCCAUGGCAUCAUCUCCCACGGAGCGUUUGCUGCUUUUGCCACCGAGGCACUGGGGUUUUCGGAGAAGUUUCCGGGCAUCACCAAUUCACUGUUGACGCUGGAUUCCAACUUUAGGAUCCCGCUCUACAGGGAUUAUAUCCUCGCUUUUGGGCUCCAGUCUGUCUCCAAAGAGUCGAUAACCAACAUCCUGACCAAGGGCGGGCCGAACAACGAGGGGAUGGGCAGGGCGGUGACGAUUGUGGUUGGGGGAGCUAGGGAGUCGCUCGAGGCGCAGCCGGGGGUGAUGAAUCUGGUGCUGGCGGACAGGAAGGGGUUUGUCAAGAUGGCCAUUAGGACGGGAGCUGAUCUGGUGCCGGUGCUGGCGUUUGGGGAGAAUGAUUUGUAUGAUCAGCUUAGUCCGAAGACGCACCCUUGGUUGCACAAAGCCCAGAUGUGGGUGCUGAGGACGUUGAAGUUUACGUUGCCGUUUCUGCACGGGAGGGGGAUUUUCAACUAUGAUGUUGGACUGAUGCCGUACAGGAGGAGACUGAAUAUUGUGGUGGGGAGGCCGAUCAUGGUGGCGCAGAAGAGGGAGGGGGAGAUUGAGAAUGAGGAGGUGAACAGGCUGCAUAGCGAGUAUGUGGGGGAAUUGGAGAAGAUGUGGGAGAGGUAUAAGGAUGUGUUUGCGGCCGGCAGAAGGGGGGAGAUGAAUAUUUUGAAGUAG